AGCGUGACACCCGAAAGUGGAAACCCAUCAACUACUUCACGUUGUCAUAAUCCGACUAAACCAGGGCCAACGUGGAGACGGCGAUUUUAAUCCACUUCUUGCUGUUGUGCAUCCUCUUAUGUGAACAACCAACAGAGAAGGACCCGCAGCCAUGUAUCCAGCGAAACCCUCUCAAGCAUCCCUGUUCCAGGUGUACCUCCGCCUUCGUCCACCUAUCUCCCAGCAAGAUGACCAGCCCGAACGAUGCUUAACCGUCGAGUAUCCCGAACCUAAGGACGUUGUUGAUAAUGGCCAAGGAAGCCCUAUCCCUACCGCAACUCACAUUAUCUUGCAACCGCCAAGUGAUGCUAGGAAACGCGCAGUUGAGAAAUUUGGAUUCACCAAGGUUUUCGAAGAGUCGGCUUCUCAGUUAAAUGUGUUCGAGGACACAGGACUCGAUUCCAUUAUAAAGGGAGUAUUGCUAGAAGGAAGAGAUGGACUGGUCGCUACAUUAGGUGUGACAGGGAGUGGAAAGAGUCACACCAUCUUGGGCUCAAAGACCCAAAGAGGCCUUACGCAGAUGAGUCUUGAUGUGAUUUUCAAAUCGUUGGCCUCGACAAUCAAGCCGCCUGACAACUCAAUCAAUCCCAUUCUCCUGUCCUCGGUUGCGGCAUCGGACCAGUCCGAAUCGCAGAUAUUCACGGCGCAAGCGUUUAUUGAAGCUGUAUAUGGAGACCAAAGCGCCGACCGUGGUAGGAAUUCUAGAGCACAAACCCCAAUGAGCUCUGGAAGAGCUCAAACUCCCCUGACGGAACCGGCUCCCGCAAUUGUUUUCCCCCGUCGCAAUCUGCCGCAGCGGCCAAAUGUUCCACCUCGUUCGCCUGAUAUUGACCACCUUACACUGGAAUUAAACCCGAAUUCCGAGUAUAUUGUACUGGUAUCGAUGUAUGAAGUCUACAAUGAUCGUAUCUUCGAUCUAUUGUCACCCACUAUAGUCCCAGGUCAAGGGAGUACCAUGUCACGAGGAGGAGCUAGUCAGAAGGAUCGACGAAGACCCCUUCUUUUCAAAUCUACUGAAGGGUCCCCCGACAGAAAGGUCGUCGCGGGUUUGCGCAAGAUAGCUUGCACUACUUACGAGGAGGCACUAGCGAUCCUAGAAGUUGGGCUGACUGAGCGCAAAGUCACGGGUACUGGCGCAAACAGCGUGAGCUCACGGAGCCAUGGAUUCUUCUGUCUUGAAGUCAAGAGAAGGAUGCGUAACAAGAGAACGGGAGAAGAGACAUGGAUGGGAAAUACACUUACAGUGGCAGACCUUGCUGGCUCUGAGCGUGCAAGAACCGCCAAAACUGCUGGAUCUACUCUUGCCGAGGCGGGCAAAAUCAACGAAAGCCUAAUGUAUCUCGGUCAAUGCUUACAGAUGCAGAGCGAGAUACAAGAGGGGAAGACUGCCCUAGUUCCAUUCAGGCAAUGCAAACUCACAGAGCUGCUCUUCUCGAACUCUUUCCCGUCAUCUAACCAGGCACCUGGUCCCAGUCGUCAUCCACAAAAGGCGAUCAUGGUAGUCACGGCGGACCCCCUUGGGGAUUACAAUGCAACUUCCCAAAUCUUGCGCUAUUCAGCUCUGGCCCGUGAAGUUACCGUGCCUCGAGCCCCAUCUGCGACCGAGUCUGUCUAUUCUGCCACUGUUGAACCUCGUAUAUCUUCCACUAGCGGACGCGACACGCCAAAUAUGGCUACCAGUGAAGAACUCGAGAGAGCGCUGGCCGAAAUCAGUAGAUUGACGAAGGAGAAUGAAACACUUACUGUGAGACUAGCAGAAGAAGAGAUCAUGAGAGCAGAAUUAGAAAUGAGGCUUAGGUCUAGUGAAGAAGCGUGUCUCAUGGUUGAGCAGGAAGUACGCGAAGAGUGCUGGGCUGAAAUGGAUGAGAGAAUGGAAGAAGAAAGAAGGAGAUGGCAAAAUGCUCUAGAAGAGCAGGCUGGUCAUAAUGAUGAUCAUCUUGACAAGAAAAUUGAGCUACUGUCCCGUGGCUUUCAAGUCCACGCAGAUCCUGAGCCUUCGAGGGAUGAGAAGGUGGAAGAACUGGAGUUUGAAAUUGACCAGCUUCGCAGUAAAGUCACAUCAUUGGAACGUGAACUGGCGUGUCGAUCCCCUACAAAGAAAUCCAGAACUAAGAACACACUUGAACCAUCUCGCAACUCCAACAUUCUUGGUCGCGAAAGUGAUAUUGAAACGGCACUCCAGCGGAUGGAUCAGUUGAAACUGGCAGACACUAUGUUCUCUCCUGUUCCACCGUCAGCCUCCCCGGGCAAGCGGCUGAGAAAGAUGACCACCAGGAAAUGGGAUUUCGCUCCCGAGGAAGAUAUCUAAACCCCUGGAUACCUUCCAGGAAGCUGGGGAUUAAAGAUUUGACGCACUUACUUCUUUUAUCCGUCUUCCUUUACCCGGAAUGUUGAAACGCAUGCUCACUGUACAUUAUAAGAAGAUGGUCAUCGGCGUUGUGGGUUGAUAAAUGGUGGGGGGGCGAGGAUACGGUCUUUUAUGUAUAAAUAUUAAUUUAUUUUGUUUAUUAUGAAACUAACCCUAAACAUAUGUGUCCUAGCAUAACACCUCUUACCAAAGCAAAGCAGAUGCAAAUGAUGGAUAUAGUACAGCCAUUCAAAUUUGCCUUAUGGUAAAAAAAGUCAUUAAAAGCUUCCCGAGCUUCAGUAUCUCAGACAUCCAUAGCCUCAGAAUCGGAGACAUGAUCGCUUUCCUGCUCAGCCUCAGCAGUGGUGGGUUGCUCAGGUUCUUCAACCCCGUCAUCAUUGUCCAUCUCGCCUUCAUGCUCGCUGUCACCUUCCCCUGCUCUUUGCUCCACAGCGGCCUCGUUAUAUUCUUCGCCUGCGACUUCUCCC
Molecule: messenger RNA, 2874 nt
Organism: Aspergillus alliaceus
Lineage: Eukaryota; Fungi; Ascomycota; Eurotiomycetes; Eurotiales; Aspergillaceae
Product: kinesin family protein
Exons: 7
Coding region: 152-2347 (731 amino acids)
Biological process (GO): microtubule-based movement
Cellular component (GO): microtubule; kinesin complex; nucleus
Molecular function (GO): microtubule motor activity; ATP binding; ATP hydrolysis activity
Source: RefSeq, a predicted model, not a curated record